CUAAUUUUAAUUAAUGAAAAUUAAUUUGGAAAACGGGACGAUUAAGCCUGUCUUUACUCUGGCUUAACGAGGGGGUGCAUUAACAUUGAUAUUUGAGCCAGUUGAUGAAUCUCCUUGAUGUAGCCUACUAAUGUAUGCAAAUUUAUUUGCAUAAUCAAUUUGCAAUUCGGACUUCGAAUGCAUUUGGUGUCAUUUUAAAAGUUCAUGUUAAUUUUUUGUUUUUGUGGCAAUGAAUUCGCGGGAAAAAAAUUUGAGAAUGGCAAAACAUAUCAUUUUCUUUGUCAUUGCGUCGAUUCUUUAAUUGAUUCUGACCUAGUUUUUUAUAAUUGCAUCGUAGGAUCGGGUUCAUGAAGACUUACGUACAUCGAUGUAGCCUGAUUCCUACAGUUAUGAAUGACUCCGAUGACUUCAUUGUAAUUUAAGGGGACCGUUGCAAUUUGUGUAAGGGGAUUUAUAUUCACGAAUAAGCAACUACUUUUCGUUUUCCUAAAAUAAUCAAUUCUGAGGUUGUAAAACUAGAUAUUUUAAAAUAUAGCGAUCCAUCAAACACCAGUGAUGUCUGUAUUUAGAAGUAUAUGGGUAGGUGUUUUGCCCAUUGAUGCUUGGUAAAGGACCCAUAACGAGGGAAAAAUCCUAAAAUAAUUUUGGCAGAAUUAGGGUAGAGUAUGCGUGGGGGAAGAUGCGGAGCACGAUGCUAUCGUACGGAACGCGCACCCAUUCAUCCUCACCCCGUUAUCGUUUGAGGACAAAGAAACUAUAACGCCCACACUCAACGGUGGGAAACAGGAGCGAGUCCCUGCGCCUUCUGCAUUUUCGCGUUUAAAGAUUAAAGUGUUUCGUCGGCGGUGAUUCGGCGGCUAUAUAGGCCAUCUCACUGAACGCAGUAUGUCGCACUUCGUGUCCGUGUUUCUUUGUCAAGAGAGUGUCAGAAGGAGUAUAAUAUAGAGCUUUUCACCAGCUCAUGGAAUUCUGUGCACGAGAACAUUCUAUAGGACUUCUUGAAUCCACGCGCUCCUCCAUCCCGCUGGUGGAUCGUCCACGCCGCGGUCUGAAGCCAUGUCCCGCGCUGCGAUUGGCCCGCUGGCCGCAGCCCUGCUGCUGAUGCUGCGGUCCGUCGCCAUGGCGCCGCCCGCGGAGCAGUGCCUCUCCAAGCUGCACGUCAACACCAUCGUCAACGUGAGGGUGGCGCUGUCCGCCAAGGGCACCGUCAUGGACUCCUGCAUCACCCCCACCCAGCAGGCCUGCAUCCGCAGCUGCUGCUCCAAAGACCUGGUCCCUGGUUUCAGGUGCAACAUGGUCGUCUAUCAGCUCAAUAAGCCCCUCGGAAGCGACAACUGCUAUCUGUUUCACUGUGACAGAGAGGAGGACUGUCCCCUGGUCGCAAUGGAGGGAGUGAACAGCUAUUACAUAUUUACGGGUUUGGACCCGUACAACCCCAGCAACACAAUGCUGGCAUCGCCCGUCACGUCUGCGCUAGCUCUAGCUCCUGCUGCUGUGACAGCAGCCACUUCUACUACCACACAGGCCACAACUGCAGCCACCACUGCUCCCCCAAGCACCACCCCCACUACGCAACCACCCACCUCUACCACACCUACUACUACUACCACAACUACUACCACUACCACCACUACUACUACUACACAACCUACUACGAGCACCACAACUGCCACCCCCGUGACACAACCAACUAUUACUACCACACAGCCACCCACUACACAGACAACUACCACCACCACACUGCCAACCACUACGACCACAGAGCCCACCACACCUGCUACACAAAAAACCACAACUACUCCACCAGCCCCGCCCACCGUUUCCAUGCACACGACCGCUAGCACUGCGACGCCGGCCACGACGCCAGCCGCCGCUGCCGUAGAACUGACGGCUCCUGGCAGCUCGGACGGUCCCACCGCAGUACGGGCGACCCCAUCCACCCCUCCACCCACACCAAAAUCCACGACCACUACAACACCAGCCAUCUGCAUAACAGCCACCUCCACAACCACCACCACCACCACCACCACAGCAGCAGCAGCAGCGGCAGCCCCAGCCCCCCAGCCCACGCCUGCCCCCGGUCCCGCCAAGCUAAACGCAGCCACCAGAAAGCAGAGCAGGCACAGGAACCCCGCCGCCAAGCCGGCGCGGCACGGCGGGAAACCGCCUCCGGGCGCCACGGCGACCGCGAAACCAACCGCCACUCCCGCGCAGCCGGCUACAACCGCCACAAAACCAACCGCGGCCGCCGCGGAACCGACCGCGACGACCGCGGCACCCACUACACCUACCGCUAAGUCAACCGCGACUGCCGCAAGGCCCGCCGCGUCAGCCGCCAAACCGACCACGAAGGCGGCGGCUACGAGGAAGCCGAACCCCACGCCGAGGCAGGGCGUCGCCCCUCACCGCGCUCUGACCCGCAGACCCGCCGCUGCUCCCAGACCCUUAACCACCACCACCGCCACCGCCACCGCCGCGAGACGGGCGACCCUGGCCCCCGCUACGACGACAGCCCCAAAAAGCCCGCCGACCACGCCGACCGCCACCGCCGCCAUCACCACGCCCAGAGCCCCGGCCAAGAAAAUGGCGCCGGCCCCCGCCGUCGCCGCGGCGGCGACCCCAGCGCACACUCAGAGCUCGGCCCCGGGGCUCGGGGGGGCCGUGGACCCCAGGGGGGCGCUGAAGACCAGCCUGGCCGCCGCCGUGGUGGUGGGCCUGGCCUUCCUGACUCUGGCCGUCACCCUGCUGGGACGCAAGGCCCUGGAGUCCUUCAACCGGAGACAUUACACCCGCCUGGAGCUCAACGACCUCCAGUACGACGUGUAGCCCCCCCCCCUCCCCGCUCGCCCCCCGCUCACCCCCCCGCUCGCCCGCGAGGGCCGAAAGGGCCGGGGGGAGCCUUUAGAGAGAGAGAGAGAGAGAGAGAGAGAGAGAGAUUUAUAUCCUGGAUAAAGCCUCUCGUGCCCUGCGGCCAUGUCCUGUCAGUAAGCUGAUGAGAGGUGAGAGGCUGAUUCUGAGGCAUCCCAGCAUCCUCACUGGAGGUUUUUUAUUUGUUUAUUUUCUUGAGGGCAAAUUAUUUUUGGAGGGCAAGAGCAGAGAGAUGUAAUCAGCAAUACCUCUAUUUCCUCAAACUCAGGAACCCUUUAAAAAUCUGGUGAAAAGAAAAAAGUACAUUUUUACUUAAGUUGAGUGAAAUCCUCCACAUAACUGUUCACUUCAUCACAAAACGAUAGUUAUUCCCUAAAACGCUGUAGUGUGUAUCAUGUAGUUAUGAGAUCAUGUGGAACUGUUUCUGCAUGUAGAUAUAUGUCAUAAGUAUUUCUUGGGUCAGCACUACAGUGUAAUGCCAUGUCAUUCAUAUUAGAAUCUCCUUAUUUUUAACAGUGCACACCCUGUUUUUCAUUUUUUGUUGUGUUUUACUAAAGUAAUGGAGACUUGUGAGGGUAAGCCCUAGUGGAAUUUGCUUGACCAUUGCGAGCCUUGUUCAAUUUUUGAUACACAAUUUUUGUCGCUUUUAAAUCAUACUUUUCUCUAUACGUUUUAUAUCAAACACUUGUCUCACGAAAAUGGCUUUAAUUGGUAGAUUCCACUGACUGCACAUUAUAUUGGUAAUAACAUUAGUGUGUGCGUGUGUGUGCAAAAAAGUAGGAGGAUGUACAAAUGUUUGCCUACAAGUAGGCUGAUAAAAAUAGUUGGCCUCAAUUAGAUGUGAUAUAUUUAUUGACCACAGGGUGGCAGCACCUAACAAGUGAGUCCACGCUAUGCCACAUAUUGACUCUUUAUAUUCGCACUGUCGAGCCUCACUAUGGAGCUACUUAAUUGAAUCUAAUUGCACAAAUUAUGUAAGAUGUUUUGAUACACUUCAGUCAAUGUGAUGUUUAUUACAUGUAUUGUGUUUUUAUUUAUUUCUCUAACGAUUGCAGUGCAUAGAUGUAAGUCACAGGUAUUGUGUAGUUGUUGUCACAGCUAGUGGAUUAUGACUGUAGAUCAAUUUUAAGUGGAAAGACCAUGGGGGUGGAGGGGUGGGGGUUUCUUGCUAGAAAAUAAAAUGUUAUUUAUACACUA
This is a messenger RNA of Anguilla anguilla (European eel), 4065 nucleotides long. RefSeq names its product MANSC domain containing 1 (gene mansc1). Bases 1057 to 2826 code for a protein of 589 amino acids. The transcript is spliced from 5 exons. The record is from RefSeq and is a predicted model, not a curated record. NCBI's taxonomy places the organism in Eukaryota, Metazoa, Chordata, Actinopteri, Anguilliformes, Anguillidae.